This is a messenger RNA of Coffea eugenioides, 3022 nucleotides long. RefSeq names its product pentatricopeptide repeat-containing protein At3g24000, mitochondrial. The transcript is spliced from 5 exons. Bases 19 to 1980 code for a protein of 653 amino acids. The record is from RefSeq and is a predicted model, not a curated record. Gene Ontology annotation, biological process: RNA modification. Lineage: Eukaryota; Viridiplantae; Streptophyta; Magnoliopsida; Gentianales; Rubiaceae. Gene Ontology annotation, molecular function: protein binding; RNA binding; zinc ion binding.
AACUCGGCAUCGGUAUAGAUGAAAAGGUAUAUAACAAAUCCGCCCUUCUCCGAUUCAAUACUCAAAACAGUCCUCUUCUCUUCACGCCAUUUCGCCAGCUCCGCCGCCACUGCCCCCUUAGACUUAGAAGAGGACAUCGGAGGAUUCACCGGAGCAUCUUUUGGCGGCAUAAUCCAAGACAAAGACCUUCUCAGGAAAACCCCCAAUGGCGGUCUCUACGUGCUGGACCUCAUCGAUAAUGGUGCAACGGACCCAAACGCCACUCUCUACAACCAACUCCUUAAACGCUGUACCCAGCUGGGGAGGCUGAAGGAAGGAAGGCUCGUCCAUGCCCAUGUCCUGAAUUCCAGUUAUCGUAACUAUGUUGCUGUGCAAAACUCGAUAAUUAAUAUGUAUGCGAAAUGUGGGUCGCCAGUUGAGGCGCGCAAGGUGUUUGAUGAAAUGGCUGAGAGGGAUAUGGUUUCUUGGACUGCCGUGAUUACUGGGUUUUCGCAGAACGAUAGAGCCCAGGAAGCGUUGGGUUUGUUUGUGGAGAUGUUGAGGGAUGGAUUCGUGCCGAAUCAAUUUACUUUGGGGAGUGUGUUGAAGGCGGCGACUGCUGUUGGGGAGAUGGAGGGCAGGCAAGUUCAUGCGGUUUGCUUAAAAAGCGGUCAUGGUGAUGAUGUGUAUGUUGGGAGUGCUCUUGUUGAUAUGUACGCGAAGUGUGGCCAAAUGGAAGAGGCAAAAGUGGUGUUUGACGGGUUGACGAGCAAGAAUGAGGUUUGUUGGAAUGCUUUGAUUGCAGGCCACGCUAGGAAGAGUGAGGCUGAGAUUGCAGUGAGGCUGUUUUCGGAGAUGAAGAAGGCAGGUUUUGAGGCCACGCAUUUCACGUAUUCUAGUGUUUUUGCAGCUUGUGCAAGUAUUGGAGCUUUGGAGCAGGGAAAAUGGGUACACGGGCAUUUGGUGAAAUCAGGGUUAAAGCUUAUAGCUUUUGUUGGGAAUACUCUUCUUGACAUGUAUGGGAAGGCCGGUAGCAUUGAGGAUGCCCACAAGGUUUUUGAUAGGCUGGUGAAACGCGAUGUGGUUUCAUGGAACUCAAUGCUUACUGCUUGUGCGCAACAUGGACUUGGAAGGGAAACUGUAGAAUGCUUUGAGGAAAUGCGUAGCAGGGGAAUUUUACCCAACGAAGUAACCUUCCUCUGUGUUCUAACUGCUUGCAGCCAUUCUGGGCUUUUAGAGGAAGGACUAUACUACUUUGAAUUGAUGAAGAAAUUGAAAUUAGAACCGGAUAUCUCACAUUACGUGACAAUGGUUGAUUUGCUUGGUCGUGCUGGUCAACUUGGCCAUGCUGAAAAGUUCAUAAAGGAAAUGCCAAUCAAACCCACAGCAGCAAUCUGGAAAGCGCUGCUUGGAGCUUGCAGAAUGCAUAAGAACAUAGAUUUGGGUGCUUAUGCUGCAGAGCGAGUUUUUGAACUUGAUCCAUAUGAUUCUGGACCUCACAUAUUGCUGUCUAACAUCUAUGCCUCUGCUGGUAGAUUGAGGGAUGCUGCGAAUGUGAGAAAAAUGAUGAAUGACAGUGGCAUAAAAAAGGAACCUGCAUGUAGUUGGUUAGAGAUUGAGAAUAAUGUCCAUAUGUUUGUGGCAAAUGAUGAUUCCCACCCACAGAGAAAUGAGGUUCGUAGGAUGUGGGAGAAGAUUGCUGAUAAAAUUAGAGAAAUUGGGUAUGUCCCGGACACUAGUCAUGUGCUUUGGUACGUGGACCAACAGGAGAGGGAAGUGAGGUUGCAGUGCCAUAGUGAAAAGCUUGCUCUAGCAUUUGCUCUCCUCAAUACACGUCAUGGGUCCACCAUUCGCAUCAAGAAAAACAUUAGAGUAUGUGGUGAUUGCCAUACAGCAUUCAAGUUUGUGUCACAGCUGGUGGGCAGAGAAAUCAUUUUGAGAGAUACUAACCGAUUUCAUCAUUUUCGUGGUGGCUCUUGUUCUUGUGGAGACUACUGGUAAUGGUUGAGUUGAUGCCUGGCAUUCCACAGAUUAUUCAGUCAGGAAGAGUUUAUCACGAUUAAGCUGGGAACUGAGGUCUUAAUGGAGCAAAACAGCAGUUCAUUCCACAUUUCCACCUGCAUCUUGUAUGAAUUAUUAGAUUUCUUAAGAUUUGUUGACACAUAAUCCAAGUGAAUAUAGCAAUGCUUGAAACACACAGAGGUGUUUCUUAUACUUUUGUGGGAUUAGAUCUUCAUUCGCUCCGCUAAAUAAUUUUAGUUGCAAUAGCAACAAAGGACAUUUUUGUUUAGGCGAAGUGUGACUACUUGGUCCAGAGAGCAGUUCAUUCCACAUUUCCACCUGCAUCUCAUAUGAGUUAUUAGAUUUCUUAAGAUUUGUUGACGCAUAAUCCAAGUCAGUCUAAGGUCGGUGUUCACACAUUCAAAGUUAAUGAUGUAUUCCUCCCAUCACGUGUGCAGGUAGCAAUGCUUGAAACACAACAGAGGUGUUUCUUAUACUUUUGUGGGAUUAGAUCUUCAUUUGCUCAGAUACGCAAUUCUAGUUGCUAUAGCAACAAAGGACUUUUGUGUUUAGGCGAAGUGUGAAUUCUUGGUCCAGACUCCAGAGGAUUGUAACUCAAGAUAAUGAGAAAGAGAGCACACAAUGAUGGACAUGAUCAAGCAGUCCAAAACCCUUCAGAAUUAUGUUUGAUGAACAAGAAGGAUCAUUACCCUAAGACAUUGAACCUGAUGAAAAGUGCUGCUAGCAGCUUUCAUGGAGACGGUGUUGGUGCAGCUUUAUCCUUAAAACCCAACAGCCUCUGCAGACUGCCGUUUCCUUGCUCUAUGCACCAGGAGUUUGUCAAUCGAAUGGAGAAGAUGAGAAAGACACAGAUACAUGUAGACCUUAUUUUUGAUUUUUGAAAGUUCCCCUGUAUGCCAAUCCUUUAUAAAAAGUAGCAACCCACUUUGCCUUGUACGUGUAUUAUUUGUUCAUCAUCGUUAGUUCCUAUACUGAAAGCAAAUUAUUAUGGGACCUGUUAAAUGACUAGUUAAGAAGUUGA